AUGCUGAAAAAGUUUAAGGCUUUUCUUAACAAAGAAAACUUCGACAGUUCAAAUGGAUUUGUGGACCCGUAUAAAUAUCAUUUUACAUGUUAUUACAUAUUAAAAUAUUUUCAAGUUGUAGAUAAUGAACCUAUUCCAAAAUGGACAUAUUUUUUCCUAACAUUUAUGGCUAUAUGUGUUAUUAUCGCCCUAGGCUUAUUGAGCUUAACUGUUUACCAUGGCAUCGAUACAAAUGAUUUACAAAUUAUAACUGAAGGAGGUUGUUACUUUAUUGUUAUAUUUUAUGAAAUGUUGAUGCUUUUAUGCACAAUAAUAAACUUACAGCAAUACCACGUUUUGCUACGAACUUUGAGAGCUGAUUUUAAAUACGUUUGCUCAGAAGGGGUAAAAUACAGGGACAGGUUUUUUGAAAAUCAACUAAAUACAUGGAAAUUUUCCAUUUUUUCCGUAAUUUUUACAAGCUCCAUUGGUGGAGGUGUGGCGUUAUUUACAAGUCUUUGCUUAUUGUGGCACGUAGCAACUCACGAACCAGGAGAUGGUUCAAAAAGACCGCUUUUUUUUCCAUUUUGGUAUUUCGAAACGGAUUUUAGUGCAUCACCACUCUAUGAAAUAUCAUUUAUUUAUUCCAACUUUUGUGCAUUAGCUUAUGCCUAUAGUUAUAUAUUUAUGCUUCAAACGCAAGUAUUGUGGAUUGGUGAAAUAAUGGCAAAGGCAGAUCUAAUAAUUUGGUAUAUCCAAGAUCUGAUGGAGGGGCUUGACUUACCGAAAAGUCAACAAGAGGCUGAUAGAUUAAUAUCAGUAAUAAAAUCAAGGAUGAGAGAAAUAGUACGUGAGCAUCAUUCAAUGUACAAACUUCUGCAAAGCUAUACCACAGUUUAUAAAAAAUUACUUAUGUUUGAACAAAAACUUUCCGGUCCUGUGAUCUGUCUCACCGCCUACUGCACCGCUGAGCAACUAAAAGUAGGAGAAGUCAACGGAAUAUUAAUGUUACUUUGUGGUGGAGCUAUAAUACAAGUAUUUAUUCCAACUUACCUGUGCACUAUUCUUGGCAUAAAGGUAAGAUCAAUUGGCGAUGCUUGUCUGGAUAUUCCUUUUUGGAACAUUGGCCGAGUUAUACGACCCUACAUGGUUUUAAUAAUGCAAAAAUCAUUACGACCACUUCAACUCAGUGCCCCUGGUUUCGAAGAAGUAUCUGUUCAGACAUUUUCCAAAACAAUGGCAUCAGCUUAUUCUUUUUUCAACAUGUUGCGACAGACAGACCUUUAA
This is a messenger RNA of Parnassius mnemosyne (clouded apollo), 1266 nucleotides long. The record is from the annotation of a GenBank genome assembly. NCBI's taxonomy places the organism in Eukaryota, Metazoa, Arthropoda, Insecta, Lepidoptera, Papilionidae.